CAGUGGGUGUACUUACGCUGGUCAAACAAACAAUUACAGGCAAAUUAAACUGAUUGGAUAUGGGAUAUUAAAAACCAACUGAAAAAACAUCUUGGAGGAAAGUGAAAAUAUAUGGUUUGUAGUAUUUGCUCAGCUGUGACAGUUCAUUUGCAUGUUCUAUUUGUAUCUCUGUAACCACCCUGUUUUUUUCCUGUACCGUCUCGCUCAAAAAACAUUUCUGCUUUUAUCGGUUCGUUGUUACUUCUCGUUACAUUUCAGAUACAGAAUGGCAUCCCAAGGCUGUAUAGGUCUCAUCAAAUAUUUCCUAUUUCUUUUCAAUCUCCUUUUUUUCUGUGCGGGCGCCCUCCUGCUGUCACUUGGGAUAUGGAUAGUCCUUGCUGAGACAAGCUUCUUCAUGCCUGCCCCUCCCUAUAUGUCUUUAUCUGUCUUCUCCUAUUUUCUGGUCAUUGGUGGAAGUGCGACGAUGUCGUUGGGCUUCAUCGGGUGUCUGGGUGCAUUGAAGGAGGUGAAAUGCAUGUUAGGAAUGUAUUUCUUCUUGCUCUCCAUCCUUCUUGCUGCUCAGAUUGUGGGAGCGGUUCUGCUCUUCACUCAGAGGACUUCACUUGAGAGCAAAGUCGAAGAGCAUGUCCUGCAUCUCAUUGCAUCAUUUGGCAAGAACGAAUCCAACUAUCUGAAUUUGGAAAAGACUCUGGACUACGUGCAGCAGGAGAUUCAUUGUUGUGGAUGGACAGGACCAAGCAUCUGGUUGGAGGCACCCUGCUCCUGUUACCACCCCAUCAAUAACACCCAGAAUGCCUCAAAUUCUUCUGAAAUGUGUGACUGCAAUGACAUCCGGUCUUUUUCAAAUUACACAAUGUGUGACAUCUAUCAAAAAGGGUGCAGAGAGAGUAUUAGAGAGUGGUUGGACGAGAAUAUGCUCAUUAUUUUUGCCGUGCUACUUGCUGUGAUGACGGUGGAG
Messenger RNA from Salvelinus fontinalis (brook trout), 958 nucleotides. RefSeq names its product CD37 molecule (gene cd37). Gene Ontology annotation, cellular component: membrane. Lineage: Eukaryota; Metazoa; Chordata; Actinopteri; Salmoniformes; Salmonidae. The record is from RefSeq and is a predicted model, not a curated record.